AACCAUGCACGUGCUUUUUAAAGCACGCCAAAACACAUAACACAUAACGUACAAUACACGCUCACUGUAGACUAAACUAAAACCAUCCAAAAAACAAACAAUUGUUGUCUCAACUUUCAUUUGCCAGUACGUAUUACCGCAGACAAUUCCAAAAAUCUUUUAUUUUUUUUUGCGCGAAUUUGAAAAGUAGUCCGAAAAACUGAAAAAUGACGGUGGACCAGACAGCUCGUCCCCUGCGCAUCCCCCCUCACUACGGCACAUAUGCGGAGGAGAAGGGGGUAUUUGAGUUGCUGAAGGGGAUGCUGCAGAGUGUCAUCAUCAACAGACCCUCCGACCCCAUCCAACACAUGCUAGACUGGAUAGAACAGGACACACAGGACAUACCCGCUAUCAUUGUGCAGGGCAGGUUUGGAUCUGGGCGUCACUCGAUUGGGAAGGAGUUGAGCCAGAAGCUAAGGUGUGCUCUGGUGCUGCCUGAAAACCUCCCGGAGGAAGACUCCACCGAAGACGGGGAGAAAGCAAGGGGCAUUCUCAGUCAGGGUAAAGCUGUGCCCGACGACCUGAUGAUCAAACUAGUGAAAAACCGCGUGAACAGUCCCGAUGCAGUGCGACGAGGAUGGAUUCUAGUCGGAUUCCCCGAGACGGGAGUGCAAGCCCACAUGCUGCAACAGGCGGCAGUCCUCGCAAAGCACUACAUAAACUUGCAAAUCCCAGACGAAGUAGUCAUGGAGCGGGCCAAAGGUAAAAGAGUUGAUCCCGAAACUGGGAAUAUCUACCACAUUACAUUCGACUACCCAUCGGACGCCGACAUCGAGAAACGGCUGAUAGCUCCUCCAAAUUGCGAAAAAGAAGAUUAUCUAGUCGAUCAGCUUAUCAAACAUCACCGAAAUUCAGUCACUUUGGAAUCGGCAUACGAGAACUUUUUCAGUCAAGUCAACGCCGACCAGCCGAAAGCAGAUGUUCUGAUGCAAGUUUUCAAUAUCAUUUCGAAAAAGCAACGAUCGGCAGCGCCACAUACUCCAAGAAUAAUUCUACUGGGCCCCAGAGGCGCUGGAAAGUCCGUUCAAAGCGCAUUGAUAGCCAAGAAAUAUCGAAUUGUGAAUGUCAAAGUCGACGAUUUGGUCAAAACUCAUGUCGCUGGCGAGACUAAUAUCGGUUUAACCUUGAAACCGUACUACGAGAACAACAAAGAGAUUCCGGACAAUUUGGUGUUCAAACUUCUGGACGAAAGACUGGGUCAAUUGGAUUGCGUCGCAAAUGGCUGGGUCUUAAAUGGGUUCCCAAAGAACGCCUCGCAAGUCGAACGCAUGGAGCGAAUCGGUUUCAAAGCGAAUCGGGUUCUGAUGAUGGACAUACCGACUGACAGUAUAAUAGAAAGAGUUUGUCAGAGAUCGAUUGACCCUUUGACGGGCGAAACUUAUCACACUUUAUACAAACCGGCGCCGACAGUCGAGAUCAAACAGAGGCUAAAAGUGCACCCGAGAGAUGAAGAAUCGGUUGUUCAGAUGGAGUUGAACGAAUUUCACGCGAAUAAAGAAGAUUUGAUCGACUACUUUCAGACAAACGACAACCGACUUCAAAUCGUGAAUGCAGACCAAGAUACGCACAGUGUGUUCGAAACGAUCGAGUCGAUGAUUUGUAACCCCAUUCCAGCAAAAAUAUGAAAUAAAACACAAUAUUAUGAUCAAUAGCAAAGCACCCCGUUAUUACAACUUUGUUGAAAAAUAAAUAAUUGCAGCUAGAA
Molecule: messenger RNA, 1744 nt
Organism: Symsagittifera roscoffensis
Lineage: Eukaryota; Metazoa; Xenacoelomorpha; Acoela; Convolutidae
Product: adenylate kinase 8-like
Exons: 4
Coding region: 207-1664 (485 amino acids)
Biological process (GO): nucleobase-containing compound metabolic process
Cellular component (GO): cytoplasm
Molecular function (GO): nucleoside diphosphate kinase activity; AMP kinase activity; ATP binding
Source: RefSeq, a predicted model, not a curated record